Messenger RNA from Lodderomyces orthopsilosis Co 90-125, 1545 nucleotides. RefSeq names its product MFS transporter. Gene Ontology annotation, molecular function: transmembrane transporter activity. The transcript has a single exon. The coding region runs from base 1 to 1545 and encodes 514 amino acids. The record is from RefSeq and is a predicted model, not a curated record. Gene Ontology annotation, cellular component: membrane. Gene Ontology annotation, biological process: transmembrane transport. Lineage: Eukaryota; Fungi; Ascomycota; Pichiomycetes; Serinales; Debaryomycetaceae.
AUGUCGGAUAUUGAAAAACAACCACAAGAACCUAUAACCCCCAGACUGACAAAUGAAUCAGCUACUUUGAACGAUGACACCGAGAUUUAUCAUUUAAAAGAUGUAGUAUUGACAAAGAAAAUGAAGCUAGUCAAUGAUGCCAUUGAUGAAAUUGGUUUCACACCAUAUCACUUGAAAUUGUUCUUUUUAAAUGGUAUGGGAUAUUGGACUGAUACGCAAUUAACAUAUUUGGAAAGUUCAGUGCGUACUUUUGUUAAUUAUCAAUUCGGUUAUAAGUUCCCCAUAAGUAAUGAAAUGUUAGCUGCAGGAUUAUUAUUUGGGGCUUUAUUUUGGGGGUUUUCGGCUGAUUUAAUUGGGAGGAAAGUUGCAUUCAAUAUUUCAUUAUUGCUUAGUGGGUUAUUUACAAUUAUAACUGGUACUAUGUCAUCAAUGGCAAGUUAUUGUAUUUUUGUGUUUUUGAGUUGUUUUGCUGCUGGUGGGAAUUUGGUUUUGGAUACUUGUGUAUUUCUUGAAUAUUUACCUCACAAGAAUCAAUGGUUAUUGACAUUUUUUGCAUUUUUUUGGGGGAUUGGGCAAGUUAUUGCUGUGGCUUUGGCGUUUGCAUUUUUGCCUAAUAACUCAUGUGAUUCCGAGGAUUAUUGUCCAAGUCAUAUCAAUCGUGGAUGGAGGUAUGUCUACUAUACUAAUGGGUCAAUUGUGUUGUUUAUGUCGAUUUUGAGGUUGACAGUGGUGAGUUUGAAAGAAACGCCAAAGUUCCUUGUGUCGAAUAAUAGAGAUGCGGAAGCAGUGGAGAUUUUACAUCAUAUUGCUACGAAAUAUAAUCGGAAAUGUUCGUUAACUUUGGAGGAGUUGGAACUGUUGGGUUCAAUCGAGAUAAAUGACGAUUUUAGAAAACAUAUUGAUUGGAAAGGAAUGUUGGUAUUAAUGAAGCAUCAUGUUUCAAUCUUGUUUAGUAAUAGGCAAAUGACGAGAUCGACAGUGCUAAUUUUUCUUUCCUGGUUUUUACUAGGAAUAUCUUACCCAUUAUAUUCAUCGUUCCUUCCACAAUAUUUGGCAACUAGAGGUGCCAAUAUUUCUGCGUCAACAACCCAUGGAGUAUAUCGAGACAAUUUGAUUUCAAACACUGUGUCAAUGGGUGGUCCGUUAAUUGCUGGUGCUCUCCUAUACUUUUUCCCCAUUAUUGGAAGAAGAGGUGUUUUAUUUAUUGGUGGUGUAUCAUCAAUGGCUUUCUUAUUUGGUUACACACAGAUCAAAAAUAGGACACAAAAUGUUGCUCUUUCAUCGAUUUCAUUUGCAACUAUUUACAUAUACUAUGCUGUUCUAUACGCCUAUACCCCGGAAGUGUUUCCCAGUGCAGCAAGAGGUACUGGUAAUGCAUUAGCAAUUGCAUGCACAAGAGUAGCCACCGUUAUAGUACCCUUGAUUGCAUACUAUUCAGAUACUGCUAGUGCUGCUCCUAUAUGGAUUUGUGGUGCUUUUGUUGGUGUUGUGGGGUUCCUUGCUUUGUUGUUGCCAUAUGAACCAAGUAAGCAUAGAGUCGCUUGA